CUUGUUGCUUGCUAAUAAAUAAGUUUUGCGUGCUUGUUUUCAGCUAAUUAAAUCCGCAUACCUGAAUUAACAAGUGCUGCUGUCAGUUUACAGUCAAGCAACAACAACAAAUAACUUGAUUUCAGGGCAAAAACCCCGCAACAACAGUUUAGUCAGAAAAAGCUUGGCUCGACGUGUUUUUGAGUCAUUUUGCCGCUCACUUAACAAGUUGUUGCCUUUGUUUUUACCGAGUUCAGUUGAGUUUAAACCGUCAAACUGGCAGCACGCAUUAUGUCCGCGGGUCGCGUUGUCAUCUAUGGAGGCAAGGGCGCACUGGGCUCCGCCUGCGUCGAUUAUUUCAAAGCCAAUAACUAUUGGGUGGGCAGCAUUGAUCUGAGCGAAAACGAGCAGGCGGACGCCAGCGUUGUGGUGCCACGCGAUGCCAGCUGGGAGGAUCAGGAGUCGUCUGUCAUCUGCAAAGUGACCGAAUCCCUGGCUGGCCAAAAGCUGGACGCUGUCAUCUGUGUGGCCGGCGGCUGGGCCGGUGGCAAUGCCAAGAAGGAUCUGGCCAAGAGCGCGGAUCUGAUGUGGCGCCAGAGCGUCUGGAGCUCUAGCAUCUCGGCCGCCUUGGCCGCACAGCAUCUCAAGGCUGGCGGCUUGCUGGCGCUGACGGGCGCCAAGCCCGCACUGGCUGGCACGCCCGGCAUGAUUGGCUAUGGCAUGGCCAAGGCGGCUGUGCAUCAGCUGACACGCUCGCUGGCCGGCGAGAAUUCGGGCCUGCCCAGCGAUGCGCUCGUCGUCUCCAUACUGCCCGUCACACUGGACACGCCCAUGAAUCGCAAAUGGAUGCCGAAAUCCGAUUUUGGCAGCUGGACGCCACUGACAGAAGUGGCUCAGCUCUUUGGCAAAUGGACCCAGAACCAGGAACGCCCCAAAACGGGCGCUCUGCUGCAGCUGAUCACAAAGAACGGCAUUACGGAGCUCAUUCCGGCGGAGUAGGCAGCGCGAACAGCCGACUUUCACAUUGUUAUACACUAUAUAUACUAUAUAUAAUGCUUGUGCUUAAAACAAUAAAUAAAUAGCAGAGAGAAGGGAGCAGAGAGAGAAGUUAUCUGCGGGUUGCCUAAGCAUCUUAGCAUCUCCUUUUCAGACUCAACUCAAUAUAGAAUCUAGUUAGCCGACCUUGUGUGCA
This is a messenger RNA of Drosophila novamexicana, 1171 nucleotides long. It is a transcript of the gene Dhpr, whose product is annotated as dihydropteridine reductase. The record is from RefSeq and is a predicted model, not a curated record. NCBI's taxonomy places the organism in Eukaryota, Metazoa, Arthropoda, Insecta, Diptera, Drosophilidae. Gene Ontology annotation, cellular component: cytoplasm. Gene Ontology annotation, biological process: L-phenylalanine catabolic process; tetrahydrobiopterin biosynthetic process. Bases 271 to 978 code for a protein of 235 amino acids. Gene Ontology annotation, molecular function: NADH binding; 6,7-dihydropteridine reductase activity; NADPH binding. The transcript has 3 exons.